Camelus dromedarius (Arabian camel) is the source of this 3283-nucleotide messenger RNA. RefSeq names its product tetratricopeptide repeat domain 23 like (gene TTC23L). The record is from RefSeq and is a predicted model, not a curated record. Lineage: Eukaryota; Metazoa; Chordata; Mammalia; Artiodactyla; Camelidae. Gene Ontology annotation, molecular function: protein binding. The transcript is spliced from 13 exons. The coding region runs from base 337 to 1722 and encodes 461 amino acids.
GCGGUGUCAGCUGCGGUGGGCGGGAGCUGCCCGGGGAUUCCGCUGGGCCGGAAGUGAGCCGCGUCGCCAUGGCUACAGGAGCCCACGCUCCCUGCGCCGCCCGCGGCGUUCCGUUCCCACGGCAACCCCAUUGUCUCCAGAGCCAGAACUCCGGCGGCGGGCGGGAAAGGUCGACUUCACGGUGUCUCGCUUCCGUAAGGCGUCCCUGCGGCGCCCUGAACGAGGCCCACCGACACCGGGACACUGAAGCCGCCCGAGGAAGCCGAGCUGCCAGGCUGAGGGAGCCGGGAAGGCUAGUUCCGGGCCGUGGCUCCUCUGACCUCGGCCAGGAAGAAGAUGCCGGCCAGCCCCAUCCGCAUCCCAACUGUCAGCAACGACGCUGACUGGGACUUCUGCUUCCAUCUGCCAAAGCAAACCAAGAUCCCAGCGCAUCAGCGAACAGAUGGGUUGUGUCCCAUUAGUGGGUCUGGAGAGAGUGAAGAAGACACUAACGCCAAGGCGAAGAAGGCCAUAGACUGUAUGUCUUUUCCCAAAGAGCAACUGGCUCAAUCCCAGAAGAAAAUAGCUCAACUGAUUAAGGAGAAAAUGAAUACCCAAGCAAACAAGGAGCUGAUUCGGUGUGUCAUCCUGUCUCGGAUCAUUUUUGGGGAAGAACACUGGAAGUGUGCACAGGCUCUGGCUAGCCUGGCAUAUGGCUACUUGACACUGAGAGGCCUCCCAGCUCAGGCCAAGAAACAUGCUGAUUCCGCCAAGAAUACACUGCUGACCUGGAAGGAAAACACGACCUCAGACAAGGAGAAAAAGGAAAUCGUGGAAGCUCUGGUCAUGCUCUACUACACGCUGGGGGUGGCCUGGCUCCUACAGAACCAUGGCAAGGAGGCUUAUUUCAAUCUGCAGAAGUCAGACAGAAACAUGAAGGAGCUGAAAGAAUCAUACAAGGGAGGCGUUUGUGGAUUACAGGUCUCAGAGAAAGACCUAAUGAUUGCCUUGGGCAGAGCCUCCUUGGUCAACCGCAGGCUAAACCUAGCCCUGGCGUACUUUGAAAAGGCCGUUGGCAAUGUUAUUGCUGCCAAGGGUGAUAGGACGUCAGAUUUGGUCAUUCUAUACGAGGAAAUUGCUCAGAUUGAGCAGCUGAGGAGGAACCAUGAGCAGGCCAUCCAGUACCUGCAGCAGGCUCAUUCUAUCUGUGUUUCUUUGUUCACUGAAGUCAGCCCCCAAGCUGCAGAGGCAAGCGCGUUACUGGCCAAGGCGUAUGCCAUGUCUGGAGAGGCCCAGCACAGGGAUGCUGUUGAGAUAUAUUUUAUAAAAAGUAUCACUGCAUAUCAAACAACAUUGGGCCCAGAGGGUUAUGAAACACUGACGACCAUUGAAGACUUUUGUAAAUGGCUUAUCGAAAAUGGGGGAAAACAGGAGGCUUACAGACUGCUAAAGGCUUCCCUGAAGUCUCAGGUCAUCAGUUAUGGUGACUAUAGUGAAAAAGUGGCUGAAACUUUUUUUAACAUGGGCAGGAUCUGCUUUGCCAAAGGAGAGCUCAGAAAGGCAAUUCAGCUGCUAAGGAAGUGUCUGAUGAUUCAGAUCGUUAUAUAUGGAAGUGGGCACAGUAAAAGCAGAGAUACAGAAAACCUCCUUACCCUACUGCAGAGGGUGAGUAACGGUUCGUCCAGAUGGAGAAGCGAGGCCACUCCAGGAAGAUACUCUCUAUGCAAAGGCACAGGCGCGUGACGGGGGCAGCGUAUGGAAGGAAUGGUCUUCUGUUAUCAGUAAGGAGAAAACCUCUAUACAAGAUAGCCAACAAUAAAGCCAAACUUGUUGAUAACAAAAAUUCUGGACCACAAAAUAUAUUCACCAACACUCAGAGCAGUGACAAAUCGGAAGCAGAACCAAGAAUUCUGGGGGGAACAGGUCCACUCAGCAGCAGCAUUACAGGUAAAAGACCCGAGAGCCAUUAGAAACCAAGAUCCCGUAACCUGAGAGGAAGAAAUAUUUUAGGCACGUGCGUUAAGUUAGUCUCUCAUGCCACUGGGACUCCCUUUACCCUCCAUUUCCCUUCUUCUAACUCUAAUUCCAUUCUUUUCAAUUCUGACCUUUUAGAAAAAUUCUGCAAUGCCUAAGUAGUUUAUUGGUGAACAUUUUAAUAUACUACUUGUAAGUAUCUUUAGUCAUAACCUGUUAGAGUUCACUACAACUGCUUUGUGAGGAAAUGUCUGAUCUGGUGAAACACUGGCCUGAUCUGGCUUACUGGUCAUGCGUGUUAAGAGUCAGAAAGGCCUGUUUGAUUCUUGUAAGUGAAGAAACCAGGGACAAGAGGAACUGAUCUGCUCAAGGUCAGCCUGGUGAUAAUAAAGCAGACCUCCCGAAUCCCGGACAGUUCCUUUCCAUCCCCCCGUGCCAUCCCCACCAAACUGGACGAUAAAGGCUUUUUUAGGAGAGGAACGCUCAUGCUUGCUGAGGCUGUUAAAUCCUGAGGCUCUGAACAAGUGUGUAUCUAGGAAACUGGCAAUCUUGAAAUAUAUUCCUCCUUUUCCUCUUUGUAUACUCAGGGACAGAGGAGAAAUCAGAUUCAAGUUUGCACUUUUAGUUUUCCUUUUCAUCGUUCCUCAGUUACCUGAGCUCAUUUAACGAAGCUCAAAGACCUGUCUUUGGAGAGCCAAGUGUGUCUCUGACAACGUCUCUAUCACUCAGUGCUUCUACAAUCACAUUUUGGUUCUUGAUUCAGGAAAUUCUUUUUUCAUUUCAGUCAUUUGUUCAGUCUGUAAAAUCUAAACAUCAACCAGUACCCAAGGUAUAGCAGUGAGCAGGGCUCCGCAUAUUACCAGUUAAUCCAGCGGCUGGUCCGCAGACUUCCUCCCCGCAGCUGCCACUCUCCCUUAGAUGACUCGCAAAGUGCUUUAAGCAUGGCACUCAGGACCAGGGUCUUGGGCUUCGGCCCUGGCUGAAGGCCGCGGUAUGCCACUGACCUUCUCUGCAGUGUGUAUGAACCAGUCACCCCGUCUGGAGAUGGGACUGCUGUUCUUGCCCAGAAUAUUCUAAAUUGACCAAAGCAGCCUCAGAAGAGUUGCUUUCAUUUUCUCAUAUCCAGUUGAAAAGAGAUUGUCAACAAUGACUGUGAUAAAAACAAAGUAUCAGAAAGAAGCGGUCAUUCAGACUCCGUCUUGGGUGGCCCUAAAAUUUAAAAAAUUUUAUGAUUUUGUGAGACCCCAAAAUCUUGAGAUCUCCAAACCGACAAACCUGUAUCAAUAAAACAAUAGCAUAAAGUAUAACAUAGUAAAAUAAAAUGUUAUGG